Molecule: messenger RNA, 1861 nt
Organism: Mytilus californianus (California mussel)
Lineage: Eukaryota; Metazoa; Mollusca; Bivalvia; Mytilida; Mytilidae
Product: kelch-like protein 10
Exons: 6
Coding region: 42-1823 (593 amino acids)
Molecular function (GO): protein binding
Source: RefSeq, a predicted model, not a curated record
ACGGAGAGCAUGGACGUGAACGUCGAACAGUAACUGCUGCGAUGAAUUCCCUUACUUUUUCUAUUGACACCAGGUUUAAUCCGUCGGCAACGAAUGUAUUUUCUGAUCUCAGAAGAGCCGGACAGUUAUGCGAUGCCGUUAUCAAAGUUGGAAACCACGAGUACCCGAUUCACAGAGCAAUUAUGUCUGCAUGUAGUCCCUAUUUCAGAGCUUUGUUCACAGAUUCAUUGUUUCAUACAGAUAGAAGAGAGGUGGUUAUUCCGGGAGUUUCAGCCGAAAUCAUGGAAAUGAUAAUAGAUUAUGCAUAUACCAGGGACGUUAAUAUAACAGCUGACAACGUAGAACAAAUUUUACCCGCUGCAGACCAGUUUCAUGUCGCAGGAUUAAUUAAAGCUUGUUGUGAUUUUCUUUACAAUGAAAUUUCUCCUGAAAAUUGCAUUGGAAUACGAAAAUUUGCCCGUUUUUAUUUUUGCCAUAAUUUAGAAAGGAGCGCAUUCAAUUAUAUUAUGAAUAAAUUUGGAGAAGUUUAUUCCAAAAGCAAUGAAUUUCUACAGUUAGACAUCGAAGAGGUCUGUGACUUACUUAGCUCAGACCAAUUAAAUGUAAAAAAUGAAGAAAUAGUUUUUGAUGCUGUUCUCAGAUGGAUAGAUUAUGAACCUGAAUAUCGUAAGGUUCAUAUUGCCCGUCUAUUACGCACGAUCCGUUUAGGUUUGCUUACAACUCAGUAUUUUGUGGAAAAAGUUAAGUCACAUCCGUAUGUCAAAGAAAAUGACCAAUGUAAACCAAUAGUUAUCGAAACAUUAAAAUUCCUGUAUGAUUUAGAUAUGGACGAGGAGAAAGAUGUUGAUUUAAAUAACCCAUUAGCAAAACCAAGGGUUCCACAUGAAGUUUUGUUCGUUAUUGGAGGAUGGAGCGGAGGAUCUCCUACAAAUAUAUUAGAAACAUAUGAUACACGUGCUGACAGAUGGGUAGUAUGUGAAGCUGUAGACCAAGGUCCUAGAGCAUACCAUGGAACAGCUACAAUAGGCCAUGAAAUCUAUGUUAUAGGCGGGUUCGAUGGUGUGGAGUAUUUUAACAGCGUUAGAUGUUUUAAACCUAUCUACAAAGAAUGGUCCGAAGUUGCUCCUAUGAAUGCAAAACGUUGUUAUGUGAGCGUAGCAGUGCUGGAUGGAUACAUCUAUGCCAUGGGUGGAUUCGAUGGACAUAUACGUCAAAAUACGGCUGAACGAUACCUGGCCGCUAAGAACCAAUGGAGCCUUAUACAACCAAUGAACCAUCAAAGAAGUGACGCUAGUGCUCAUAGUCUAAACGGAAGAGUUUAUAUUUGUGGUGGAUUUAAUGGUCAAGAGUGUUUAAGUUCCUGUGAGUAUUAUGACCCCCCUUCCAACCAGUGGACAAUGAUUGCUACCAUGAGGAACCGGAGGAGUGGUAUAGGAGUUAUAGCCUAUAGAGACUGUAUCUUUGCUCUUGGUGGUUUUAAUGGAAUCACCAGAAUGAAUACAGGAGAGAAAUAUAACCCAAUAACUAACCAGUGGAGUACAAUACCAGAAAUGUAUAAUCCAAGAAGUAACUUUGCCAUAGAAGUAAUUGAUGAUAUGAUAUUUGCUAUUGGUGGCUUUAAUGGAGUGACAACAAUAUUUAAUGUAGAAUGUUAUGAUGGAUCAACAGAUGAAUGGUAUGAUGCUACAGAUAUGAACCUGUAUAGAAGUGCCUUGAGUGCAUGUGUUGUCUCUGGUCUCCCAAACAUACAUGAUUAUAUAUAUAAAGAUAGAGACAAGACUGAUGAUAAUGAAGAAAGAAGAAAACGAAAAAGUCCUGUUUGAAAUAUCUAUAUAGCCAAAAUAAAAUAGUUUAUUUCUGA